UCGCCUGCUUUCGCACUUGGCGUAAAACCUGAAGGCGCCUUCACCUGAAAUCCUGAAAGCUAUGCUCUGCGGUGUUUCUGCCGCUAGAACAAGUUCCCCCAAGAUCCAGUAGGAGGAGCAUGGCAGAAGCGGCGGCCGUCGGCCGUCCUCGCCUCCCUGAGGAGAUCGUCACCUGGGAGAUUCUCAUCCGCCUGCCGCCGAAGCCACUCGUCCGCUGCCGCGCCGUCUGCCGCUCCUGGCACCGCCGCCUCACCUCCGACGCCAAAUUCCUCCUCGCCCACCACCGCCGCCAGCCCUCGCUCCCUCUCGUCACCACCGGAGAAACCCAUGAGAGAAGGAUCGACGCCCUGGACCACCGCACCCGCGAGCGGCGCCCUGUCGCGCGGGCGGCCACCGCCGAGGACCUCGACGUGCUCGCCUCCUGCGACGGCCUCCUCAUCCUCGUCGCCUACGGCGGCCUCCACAUCUGCAACCCGGCGACUCGCCAGCGCGCUCCUCUCCCGCUGCUUCACGCCGCCUGCAUCUCCGGGCUGUACCCUCACCGCCCAUCGGGGUCGUACCGAGUGCUGUGCUGCUUGAAGAGAGCCGAGGACGACCGUGCCGUGUACCACGUGCACACCGUCGGAUCCGACGAGCUCAGGUGCGUCGGGCAGCCUCUCGAUCCGUGGGCGUCCGGGCAUCAGGUGCAUGCGCUGCCGAUGAUGCUCUCUUGGCACCCGCUCGUGCUGGCAGACGGCAGAUUUUACUGGCACCCCGUGCAUUUGCCUGGUGGCAGCGGCAAGGUCAACGACAUGCUGGUGUUCGACACCGUGGCCGAGUCUUUCCAGCAUAUGAUUUCCCCCGUUGAGGGCCCCCUUCUUGAGCUGUUUGAGAUGAAUGACACCCUUGGAUUGUAUGCCUUCCGUGGUGGCACAGCUGAUCUUUGGGUGCUGCAGGAUCACCACAGCUGGGCCUGGUCAAUGAAGCACCGGAUCAAAUUGCAGGUGGUGGCCUUCUCUCUAGUGCCGGACAUCCAAGGAGAUUUGCUCCUCCUUUCUCGAAAGGGGAAGACAGGCAUUCGGUGGCAAUAUCUGCAGUAUAUUUCUGGUGCCGAUGGCAGUUUGUCCACACGGUAUGAAUGGAGCGUGUUUCUGAAUCUUAAGAAACAUAGGUUCAGAGAAAGCCUUGUUCCGCAUUCCUUCUUCUUGAUGGAUGGCAAUAAUGAUGGUGGUGUGGAUGAAAAGCCGUUGUUCGACGGGUUGUCAACUGUGGCGGUGCUUCCUGAUGAUAAUUCUGAGCUUCACUACGGAACCCGUGAUGGACAAGUCCGGUGAAUCAUCGCAGGAGCCUUCUCAAAGUGAAUGGUAGCAGUAAGAUGGCAAGAUUACAUGACGAUGGAAAUACAUUUCUCCCCCAUCUUGACACCACUUCUUGUUUUGUUAAUCUUGAUACACUGCUUGCGUGUGUAGACACAUCCUAGAAACGUUCCAGAAAUUUUUAUCUAUAGGAUCAUGUAUGGUAUAUGCCAGGUACUCCCUUCGUCUCAUAAUGUAAGACGUUUUUGCAAACUAACAUAGCUUGCAAAAACCUAGCUAAUGUUGCCUCCUUCGUACCAAAGUA
Triticum aestivum (bread wheat) is the source of this 1599-nucleotide messenger RNA. Its product is annotated as F-box protein At5g49610. Gene Ontology annotation, molecular function: protein binding. The transcript has 2 exons. The record is from RefSeq and is a predicted model, not a curated record. NCBI's taxonomy places the organism in Eukaryota, Viridiplantae, Streptophyta, Magnoliopsida, Poales, Poaceae. The coding region runs from base 120 to 1313 and encodes 397 amino acids.